AUGGACAGGCCUGUCAGGAAUAAGAAAUCGGUUGAUUACUCCCAGUUUUUAGAUCUAGAAAAUGAUGAUGAAGAUUUUGCAUCCUCCGUGCCUUCAAGUAAAAAAUCUCGGGUGGAGACAAAAAAAGAAAAGAAAGAAAAACCCACAAAAAAACCUAUAGAUGAGACAUCAUCACCAAAGAAUUCACAGGGUAAAAGGUUACCUUUGGAUGAAAAAAUUUACAAGAGAGAUCUGGAAGUCGCUUUGGCUUUGUCUGUGCAGGAAACAUCAGUCAUCAUAGAAAAUGAUGAAAAUACUUCCAGAUCUGUGUCUCCUGCCUUCUUUCCUGGGGAGAGCAAAGAUCCAGAAGUGUCUUUCUCAAACUGCAGCGUAGACAGCGAUGUUCUGGGACUUGAUGAGAUCACAGAGAGCAACGAAGAACCAGUUAAUGGCAGGAGCCGCAGGCAAGCUGCAUCUAAGGCUAUUACAGAGCAGAGAAAACUCCUGAAAGAUGAGAGCAGCAGUGAAGAUGAUGCAGAUGAAUUUAAACCAGACACUGCAGUUUAUGGGGACUCUGAUAGCGAUGAGAGUUACAGUGGUGACGAUGAAGAAUUUGAAGUGAAGAAAUCCAAAAAAGCAGCAACAAGCAAAGUUCCAAAAGCCAAGAAUGAGAAGAAAGGAAAAAGCAACCCAAAGGCCCGGAGAAAAGAUGGUGACUCUGAGAACGACAGCAGUUUUAGUUGCGAUGAGGAGUUUGAAGUUAAGAAAUCUAAAAAGACGACAGAAAGCAAGUGUCCGAAAACCAAGAAUGCAAAGAAAGAAAACGCCUCGUUGUCCAAGGCAGCCUCAAUUCCAUCUCCUGCUUCUGUGUCCAUUAAAAUAAAGCCAAUGACAGCCAAGCAUACAUCAUCCUCAUCCCCAGCCCUCGCAAAACCAACUGGACACAGCAGCCACUCUGUAGGAAUGAAAAGACCGGCAUGGAGUCCUCCAGCUUCUUCGGGAAGUGUAGGAAGCCCACUGACUGGGGUAACUGUGCGGUCACCUAACCAAGGACUGCGUCUCGGCCUGUCAAGAUUGGCAAGAGUCAAGCCGUUGCAUCCAGCUCCCGUCCAUCACUAA
Messenger RNA from Nanorana parkeri, 1098 nucleotides. RefSeq names its product RAD51 associated protein 1 (gene RAD51AP1). Bases 1 to 1098 code for a protein of 365 amino acids. Gene Ontology annotation, biological process: interstrand cross-link repair; double-strand break repair via homologous recombination. The transcript has 10 exons. Lineage: Eukaryota; Metazoa; Chordata; Amphibia; Anura; Dicroglossidae. Gene Ontology annotation, molecular function: single-stranded DNA binding; double-stranded DNA binding. The record is from RefSeq and is a predicted model, not a curated record.